Penicillium canariense is the source of this 7005-nucleotide messenger RNA. RefSeq lists its product as uncharacterized. The transcript is spliced from 7 exons. Lineage: Eukaryota; Fungi; Ascomycota; Eurotiomycetes; Eurotiales; Aspergillaceae. Gene Ontology annotation, molecular function: alpha-1,3-glucan synthase activity. Gene Ontology annotation, cellular component: fungal-type cell wall. The record is from RefSeq and is a predicted model, not a curated record. The coding region runs from base 1 to 7005 and encodes 2334 amino acids. Gene Ontology annotation, biological process: fungal-type cell wall (1->3)-alpha-glucan biosynthetic process.
AUGGUAACCUUUCGCCUGCUGAUGCUCCUCCUGAGCAAGCUGACCUUUGCCCUUCGGUAUGACGGACAAUUAUCCGAAUACAACCUCAAUGAGAACAGAUCAGCGAAUAGUGUUUUUGAUUACUGGGGCAAAUGGCCAGGGCAUUCAUACCAUCCCUCUCCUUCGAAUUGGCGAUUCCCCUUUUACACGCUCUUCCUCGAUCGAUUUGUGGAUGGCGACCCCGAAAACAACGAUAUUAAUGGCACCAUGUUUGAAACUGACAACAUUUCAAACCAGUAUCGAUUUGGGGGUGACCUGGUCGGCUUGGGGGACACACUAGACUACAUUCAAGGCAUUGGGAUCAAAGGUAUCUACAUUGCGGGCACCCCCUUCGAGAACUUUCCUUGGAAGUCGGAUAGUUAUUCGCCAAUGGACUUGAGCCUGUUGGACAAACAUUUUGGAAACAUUCAACAGUGGAGAGCCACCAUUGAUGAGAUUCACCGGCGAGGAAUGUAUGUCAUGGCGGACAGCACAUAUGGCACUAUGGCAGAUCUACUCGGAUUCGAGGGGUUUCUCAACAGUUCUGCGCCUUUGAACCCACUCGAAUAUAGAACAAUCUGGAAGGGAGAUCGGAAAUAUUUUGAUUUUGUGCCAAGCGAUCACUACAAAGAACGGUGCACGUAUCCUACUUUCUACACGGCGGAAGGAGAGCCCAUUCUGAAUGGUUCCGACCCAUUCUUUGAUGCACUCCGGGGGUGUUACGACAGUGAAUUUGACCAGUAUGGUGCCAUCGAUUCUGUCAGUCUCGCACCUGACUGGCAAAAGUCUCUCGCCAAAGCGGCCUUGGUGCAGGAUCGACUUCGGGAAUGGGUUCCAUCCGUCAGACAGAAAAUAGAACGAUUCACCUGCAUUUUGAUUACAUCGCUGGAUAUUGACGCACUACGUUUUGACAAGGCAGGACAGUUCACGGCUGGCAAUUCCUACGCGUCGAUCUACCUCGGUCGUGGACGCGAGCCGGAAAUGAGGCCGCACAAUCAGAGCGAAGGAAUUUUUCUUACCAACACCUCGGAUGAUCGAUACUUUCUUCGGAAACCGGAGGGACAGGCGGCGGAUGCUGCAGUGUUUCACUACAGCAUCUAUCGAGCGCUGACGAGAUUUCUGGGCAUGGAUGGCAACUUCACCGCACCCUGGGACACAAGCGUCAACUUUGUGGAUGCCUGGAGCGACAUCCUCAUCACCAACGAUCUCAUCAACGCCAACACCGGAAAGUUCGAUCCGAGGCAUAUGAUGGGAACAGCCAACCAGGACACAUUUCGAUGGCCAUCCAUCAAACAAGGAACGGCCAAGAUGCUGUUAGGGCAGUUCAUCACCUCCUUGCACCUGCCCGGGAUCCCAGUUCUGCUCUGGGGCGAAGAGCAAAACUUGUACCUUCUCGACAGCACCAGCCCCCUUGGCACAUUUGGGCGGCAACCAAUGACUUCAUCACCCUCCUGGCAAGCCCAAGGAUGCUAUGGGCUGGGCUCCAGCCUUUUCAAUGACUUUCCCGUUGAAACUGCGUUGACCGGAUGCCAUGACCAUCAAGUGGGCCUGGACCAUCGGGAUCCCACCCAUCCAGUACACAACAUCAUUAAAUCGUUGUACUAUCUGCGUGAAAAAUAUCCCACUCUCCAAGAUGGCUUCUAUCUACAAAGUCUGUCCAAAUCCACCCGCAAUGUUACGCUUCCAGGGUCUAACGGCACGGCGACGGAGCUUGGACUGUGGGGUGUUGUUCGCGAUCAAUAUCUCGGUGUGAAUGACCUCGACCCGACCAACACAACCGCAGUGUGGCUUAUCUAUCAUAACGAAGACACGUCGAUUGCAUACGGGCUAGACUGCACCUCACCUUUCACCAGCUUCUUAGCACCGUUCAAGGGGGGCACCAGAGUCAAGAAUCUGCUGGCCCCUUACGACGAAAUUGUUUUGCAAUCUAGUCGGGUUCAAUUAGGAAUACAUGACUCACAAGAGCUCAACGGUUGUCUCGGUCCAAGCACUUUCCAACCUUUUGAUUUUCGAGCCUAUGUUCCAAUAGCGCAAUGGAUCCCUCCUCCGGUGGUGAUGACCAAGUUUGUCCCCGGGCACGAUGCUCGACUCGAGUCCAACACUCACUUCGGCGAAGGGCAAAGCGUAGAGAUUGAGCUACAAUUUUCAGAAAGGUUAGAUUGUGAUAUAGUCACGAAUAGCCUCACCAUAGCAUCUACGACCCACGGUCAGACAAUUCCGAAAGUCAACCGCGAAAGUGUAUCCUGCCAGAUGGUUCAACCGGAGCCUUUGGAACAUGCCGGCCAGAUUCCCUCCACAUGGUCCUGGAGAGCUACUUUGGAUAAUGUCACCCAUGGGAUCCAUAGCUUGAAGCUCGAAAAUGCUUCUACCGCCACAAACUCCAGAUUCACCAACUCGGCUGACCGGUUGAUGUUUCGCAUCGGACGCAAAGACAACCCCAUGGUAUUCCCAACACUAGCAAACUAUACCCAGACCGGCCUCACCAAAUUCACCGACCAAGAAGGCUUCCUCGUGGAGCACAAAGCUCCUGGCGCUGAUAAGUGGCGCUACUCAACCAACUGGGGCAGCUCGUGGAGCCCCUGGAACAUCUACGAUGGAAUCCCAAGCCACAUAACCAAUCUGCCAUGGUCCGGCACCAAACGACAACAGUGGGAGGGUGAUCAUGUCAUUUUGCAGUACUGGAGCCAAGUGGCCGGAAGUAGUCAGCACAUCCAACACAUGGACUCGUGGGAAGCAGAAACGUCCCCGCGGCGAUUCCCUCACUUGUUUGCCUUUGGAGAUUUUAAUCGCUAUGGCAACGAUAUCGGACUGAAAGAUUCCUUUUCUCUUGAUGGACAGAAGGGUGCAUGGACAUUUCACUUGUCGGACGAGUGGCCGUCUCAAUUCCAAGUGAACGUGUGGGGAAUCAAUCCAGACCAGGAGCUUGAUCGUACCUUCGUCCUCGGCGAUACCUUGAACAGCAGUCGGCUGAAUCGAUUACAACCGGACUCGCUCUCCGUGGCGGACAAUGUGGUGAACUUUUCCCACUUCCCACCCGCGCCUUACAUGGCGUACCGAAUGGAAUUGAACGACGGGACGUUGCGGUUCGAGCUUGUUCCAACCGGUCUGCGCCUUCACCAACAGGUCAUGUACAUCUUGUUAUGGAUAAUCCCCGUCUUCACGGCCGUCCUCAGCGUCUGGAUCUACAUGGGCGCAUUUUACCAUAUCACGUUCAACCGAACGGGGGUUUGGACUCGACUCCCAUUUCACCUUCUGCCCGCCUUCCUCCGCCCUCAUCGAGGCUUCACGAAGCUGGGCGACGAUAUACAUAACGGGGAGCCUGGGGUGGAGAUGACCAGUACAAAAGCGAUCGGAGUUCUCCCGGUGGCCGCCGCCUCGUUGCCGCGGCCAAAACGAACGGUCUUGCUGGCUACUCUGGAGUAUGACAUUGAGGAUUGGAACAUCAAAAUCAAGAUCGGUGGACUCGGCGUGAUGGCGCAACUCAUGGGGAAGAACCUUCCCCACCACGACCUCGUAUGGGUGGUUCCCUGCGUCGGCGGAAUCGACUAUCCACUUGACACCUCUGCCGAGCCCAUGUCCAUCGCCAUCGCCGGCGACAUCUAUGAAGUCCAGGUGCAAUACCACAAGCUACGCAACAUUACCUAUGUCCUUCUCGACGCCCCCAUUUUUCGCCAGCAGACCAAAUCAGAGCCCUAUCCACCGCGCAUGGAUGAUCUCCACAGCGCAAUAUACUAUAGUGCGUGGAAUAGUUGUAUUGCGGAGACGGUGAAACGCUUCCCUAUCGACAUCUACCACAUCAACGAUUACCACGGGGCCGCAGCACCGCUGUACCUACUUCCCCGCACAUUGCCUUGUUGUUUAUCGCUACACAAUGCCGAGUUUCAGGGUCUAUGGCCGUUGCGCGAUCAGAAGGAGCUCGACGAGAUUAGUGAGGUCUUCAAUCUAGACAUUGCGGUCAUCCGGAAAUAUGUGCAGUUUGGCGAAGUCUUCAACCUGCUUCAUGCAGGAGCGAGCUAUCUCCGCGUACACCAACGGGGCUUUGGUGCCGUUGGCGUGUCCAACAAAUAUGGCGAUCGCUCUUACGCAAGGUAUCCGAUCUUUUGGGGCCUCAAGGAAAUCGGCAAGCUUCCUAACCCCGACCCGUCCGAUACUGAACCCUGGGAUCCCGAGGCCGAAACUCAUCAGGUCAUCCAGGUGGAUCAGGAAUAUGAGAAAUCUCGCGGCAAGGACCGUUGUCAAGCACAGAAGUGGGCAGGGCUAGUAAUCGACCCAACGGCCGAACUGUUCGUCUUUGUCGGUCGCUGGUCGGUUCAAAAGGGCGUUGAUCUCAUCGCAGACGUCUUCCCUGCGAUUCUGGACAAGCACUCGAAUGUACAGCUGAUCUGUGUUGGGCCCGUCAUUGAUAUGUACGGUAAAUUCGCCGCCCUCAAGCUACAAGAGAUGAUGACGCUCUACCCCGGACGGGUUUUCUCAAAGCCCGAGUUCACUGCAUUGCCACCUUUCAUCUUCACGGGCGCCGAAUUUGCCUUAAUCCCAUCCCGCGAUGAGCCAUUCGGGCUUGUGGCGGUGGAAUUCGGUCGGAAGGGGGCCCUCGGGGUCGGGGCGUUGGUCGGUGGACUCGGCCAGAUGCCAGGCUGGUGGUUCCCCGUCGAGUCAAUGACAGUGAGGCAUCUCCAGAAGCAGUUCAAAUCGACAAUUGAAAGUGCAAUCGGAUCAAAACAAAUGGACCGUGCCAUGAUGCGCGCCAACUCGGCCAAGCAACGCUUCCCAGUGGCCCGAUGGGUAGAGGAUCUCGAUCAUUUACAAGCACAGUCCAUCCGCGUACACGAGCAGCACAGCGACCCUUUUCGGUGGAAGCCUCGUGUUUCCUCACGAUCGCGCGGUGGUCGACAUUCACGCAACGUCAGCCAAGUAUCACUGGUCAUGAUGCGAACCCCGAGUCCGCACAUAGAUGGAGCGAAUCCGAUCUCUACCUCCUCGGCAGCUGACACUCGGGAUGAAGGUCUCCAUCGCUCCCUCUCGCUAGGGGUCCGAUCGGGACCGGGGCAUCAGCCCAGACGGACCGUUUUACACGAGGGUACAGCGCUCACUCCCCGACUAGAAGAAAUUGCCGAUCUAGAUGAGCAGCCCAUAUCAGCCGAAGAGGCCGAGGCUAUUGUCAACCGAGAAUAUGACUCCUACGAUGUGGAAGAGGGACAACGCGGCCGUUCGCUUUCGGGGACUUCAUUAAACUCGGUUGGGUUACCAGGUCUAGGGAUACAUGACGCAAUAUCGCCAGCACGGAGAGGCAGAUCACUAAGGAGGUCGUCUGUGUUAAGCCUGGAUCAGAUCAGAGGAACACGCCAGAGUUUCUCGUUGGAAAAUGCGGAUCCCACGUUCAAGGACGAAACCGGUAAAUACUCACGCUCUUUCCAAGGUAUGCUGCAGCGAUUGAAUGGUAAGAACUCGGAGAAUGAUCUCUGUAUUGAGAAUUUCAUCGUGCACAGCGAGAAGGAAUGGUCCGACAAUCUGCGUCAAGUCAAGCUCGGCCGCGGACCCUCUCGCAGCCCGUCGCCCUUUGUCGGAUCUCACAGUUCACUGUCGGUGAAUGAAGCCUUUGAUGAGAUCGACGACGAUGGGUCGGCCUGGGAGGACCUGUCGAUGCAGGGAUUGUUGCGGCCCCAAAGCUUCCAACGACCAGCGGCGAUCCAACGCUGGAUGUUGACCCGCAUAUUUGAUUGGCCAGUCUACUCAAUUUUGCUCGCCUUGGGUCAGAUCAUGGCCGCCAAUUCGUCUCAGAUCACACUCCUCACUUCUGUAUCAGCGCGCAACCCCACUGCUCUAUACGUGCUGGGAAGCUUGUAUAUUGUCACCACCUGUGGCUGGUGGCUUGCAUUCCGGCGCUUCUCGUCGGUUUAUUUACUUUCGCUACCCUUCGUGCUUUACGGUCUUGCAUUUCUCACUGUUGGUAUUGCAGCAUUUAUUGCCCGCGCUACAAGUCGAGCCUGGGUAUACCAUGUUGCCACCGCAUUCUAUAUUACAGGCUCUUCCAGUGGUUAUCUGUUCUUUUCGCUCAAUUUUGGCGACGACGGGGGUUCAAAGAUUGAAUCUUGGGUGUAUCGAGCAUGCAUUAUUCAGGGCACACAGAAUAUAUAUGUCGCCGUGCUCUUUUUCUGGGGCACGGAGAUGAGCCCCCAAACUGGCAAUGGGCCAUUUGGAUCUCCGGGCAUUACGGCAGCGAUAACCAUGCCUAUAGGUGCUGUACUAUUUGUCAUCGCCGGGGUUCUUUUUGCCGGUCUGCCCAGCUACUAUCGCCAAACACCAGGAAAGAUCCCGGCUUUCUACAAGAGCAUCCUCCGACGCAAGAUUAUCAUCUGGUUUUCAGUAUCAGUGGUGCUGCAAAACUAUUUCCUCAGUAUGCCCUACGAACGUAGCUGGGCAUACCUUUGGGGAUCCAAAUAUGCGCCUCGUUGGAUGGUGCUAUUACUUGCUCUGGCCUUUUUCAUUGGGAUCUGGUACGCGCUCCUCGCAGUACUAGCCUGGAGAUCGAAGACCCAUUCCUGGAUCCUAGCUAUCUUUGCUAUCGGGCUCGGUGCCCCAAGAUGGGCACAGAUGCUGUGGGGCACGUCUGGUAUCGGAUGGUGGGUGCCGUGGAUUGUGGGCGGUCCCCGUGGUAGUGCCCUGGGCGGCCGAGUCGUCUGGCUCUGGCUGGGCGUUUUGGAUUCCAUCCAGGGCGUAGGGUUUGGUAUGAUCCUACUGCAGACACUCACCCGGAUUCAUAUCGCGGCGUCGUUGUGCGCUGCACAGUUGAUCGGCACAGUGACGACCUUGGUUGCUCGCGCCACCGCUCCAGAUCGUGAUGGACCGGGUGAUGUUUUUCCUGAUUUUUCGGCCGGUAUCAUCGAUGGAAUCUCAAAGCCAUGGUUUUGGAUUGGAUUGAGUUGCCAGCUGGCAAUCCCCAUUGGCUUUUUCAUGUUCUUCCGCAAUGAGCAGCUGACCAAGCCGUGA